CAGGAACAAGAAUAACCUAGAUAGUCCAAUUUCUAGAAGUGCAAGUAUUGUCUUCAGAUUCCAUUUGGGAAGUAUUGCUUUUGGUUCACUGAUAAUCACCAUUAUAGCCAUCAUUCGUUCCAUUUUGUCAUCACUUGGAAAAAAUAAAAGCCUGAAAUUGUGUGUCGAUUUUUGUAUGGGAAGUAUUGAGUCUUUCCUCAAAUUCUUGUCCAAGAACUCCUAUAUUUUGACAGCUAUGCACGGAAAACCUUUCUAUAAGUCAGGAAAACGAGCAGCUAAGAUCAUCUUCCAAAAUGCAGUUAACAUCGCAUCAGUAAAUUACAUUGGCGAUUUUGUUUUGAAAAUGGCACAACUUUUGAUCAUCAUCGUAUCCUUGUUGAUUAAUAUGUUGGUGAUGAUGGGAGCAUCUGGCGCUAGCGUUGCUAUUUCUUAUGCCAUUGUCUUUGUAGUAUCAUUGUGUGUGGCAGUAACAUUCUUUUCACCUUUUGAGACGACCAUUGAUACAAUAUUCCUAUGCUUCUGCGAAGACAGUUUACUUAAUGACGGAAUGGCUCGACCCUAUGCCAUGUCCAGGGACUUGAUGGAAUUUGUGGAAAAUUCUAAGAAAAUAUAUGGAGAGAAGAAAUAACUGGAUUUUUAAUAUGGAAUUGGUUUCUUAUUCAAACAUAACACUUUUCGAAUUAAUACCAAUUCCAAAAAGUAUAAUAUGUAAACAUUUAUUCAUAACCAUGUGACUGUAUGUAACGCUUUUACAUUUGUUAAGAUCAAAUGGCCUUUGAGAGGUAAAUAUAAUGCACAUUUAUUAAA
Molecule: messenger RNA, 807 nt
Organism: Leptinotarsa decemlineata (Colorado potato beetle)
Lineage: Eukaryota; Metazoa; Arthropoda; Insecta; Coleoptera; Chrysomelidae
Product: choline transporter-like protein 1
Biological process (GO): transmembrane transport
Cellular component (GO): membrane
Molecular function (GO): transmembrane transporter activity
Source: RefSeq, a predicted model, not a curated record